AUGGCAGGGUUUCAUGUCCGUAGUGUCCUGGUGACUGGAUCCAAUCGGGGAAUUGGCCUGGAACUGAUCAAGCGUUUUAUUGGGAAACCGAACCCACCAGAAGUGAUCUUUGCCACCUGCCGGGACCCAGAGGGAGUGCGAGCGCAGGAACUAAAAAAUUUGGCUUCCAAGCACCCAAUCGUUGUGAUUCUGCAGCUAGAAGCUACAGACUCAGCGAGCAUCAAGAGCGCUGCAAAGAAAGCUGAGGCCCAUCUGGGAGGAACUGGCCUAAAUUUGCUGAUAAAUAAUGCUGGCGUUAUGCCACCAAGCACACUUGAGUCAGCCACUCCUGAAGAUAUGUUAAGCGUCUAUAACACAAACGUUGUUGGGCCACUGUUAGUGACCCAGGCGUUCCUGCCCUUGCUGAAGAAGGCUGCCCAGGGAAGCAACCAGAAAGGGAUGAGCUGCAGCAAGGCAGCCAUUGUCAACAUCUCCACUGUUCUGGGAUCCAUUGAGAAAACUCCGGAAACGUUCUCCUUCGUGCCAGUAGUCUCCUACCGCUGCAGCAAGGCGGCACUAAACAUGCUCACAAAGUGCCAGUCGAUGGGAUACAAGCAAGACGGGAUCCUGUGCAGUGCGCUGCACCCGGGCUGGGUGAAAACCGAGCUGGGAAACUUUCAACCUAAUGUGCAGGCAGUCCUGACGGUGGACGAGAGUGUGAGCGGGCUCAUGAAGGUGAUUUGUGACCUCUCUGAGAAACACCAUGGUGUCCUGGUGAGCUGGGAAGGAAAUACCCUGCCCUGGUGA
Emys orbicularis (European pond turtle) is the source of this 786-nucleotide messenger RNA. RefSeq names its product C-signal-like. Gene Ontology annotation, molecular function: oxidoreductase activity. The record is from RefSeq and is a predicted model, not a curated record. NCBI's taxonomy places the organism in Eukaryota, Metazoa, Chordata, Testudines, Emydidae. Bases 1 to 786 code for a protein of 261 amino acids. The transcript is spliced from 6 exons. Gene Ontology annotation, cellular component: cytoplasm.